CUUAUGUGGAGAACAGCAUGGUCGAUACAAUCAACUGCAUCUUCGUCUCGAUACCUUGCCAGACAGAAACGUGAUCCUUUUGUCAAAGCGAGGAAUACAUCAGGCAAUGAUCACGGCACACAAUAUGUCUCUCGAUCUGCAUUCAAGCUAGAACAAUUGAACAAAGCCUAUCGUUUCUUGGGAAAAGGUAAGAUUGUGGUUGACUUGGGCGCUUCACCGGGAGGAUGGACUCAAGUAGCCUUACGAGCAGGAUGUGAACAUGUAUUCGCAUUGGACUUGUUGCCGUUACAUUCUUCUAUACAGCAACAGGCCAGUCGUACGAAUGCUCGUUUGACUGCUCUACAAGGGGAUUUCCGAUCUUCAGAAAUACAGACAAAGCUAGAGGAAAUCAUCGGGAAAGGCGGAGAACGGAAAGUGGACGUGAUCAUGAGCGAUAUGAUGGCCAAUACGUCCGGAAACCCGAUACGUGAUAGCGUUGCAUCGCUAGAUCUGAUUCAUUCUGCUUUCUCUUUUGCAAAGUCUAUGCUUAAACGCUCUGACACGAAAAGCUCAGAGAAUGACUCUUCUGUACUCAUCAUGAAGUACUUCGAAGGACCCGAUGCUCAAGAAUUCAAGAAACAAUAUUUGCAACCAAAUUUUUCACGCAUAGUCAACAAAAAGGUCGCUGCUAGUCGCUCAGAAAGUAGCGAAAUGUACUUUAUCUGUUUUGAUUUAAAAGAGUGAUGUAUUAUAAUAGAGCAAUGCCAUUUCCAGAUCCAGGAAAAAAAGGAGAUAGAAUGAGUACAUACUUUGUUAGCAUCAGUGUACCCUUGGCUUGCGUCUGAAUGCUUCUUCAUGUGCUGGAUG
This is a messenger RNA of Meira miltonrushii, 846 nucleotides long. Its product is annotated as 23S ribosomal RNA methyltransferase. The transcript is spliced from 3 exons. Gene Ontology annotation, molecular function: rRNA (uridine-2'-O-ribose)-methyltransferase activity. Lineage: Eukaryota; Fungi; Basidiomycota; Exobasidiomycetes; Exobasidiales; Brachybasidiaceae. Gene Ontology annotation, cellular component: mitochondrion. Bases 4 to 723 code for a protein of 239 amino acids. Gene Ontology annotation, biological process: RNA methylation. The record is from RefSeq and is a predicted model, not a curated record.